This is a messenger RNA of Williopsis jadinii, 891 nucleotides long. RefSeq names its product serine/threonine protein kinase PRR1 (gene PRR1). Gene Ontology annotation, cellular component: cytoplasm. The annotation marks the transcript as partial. The transcript has a single exon. Gene Ontology annotation, molecular function: ATP binding; protein serine/threonine kinase activity. The record is from RefSeq and is a predicted model, not a curated record. NCBI's taxonomy places the organism in Eukaryota, Fungi, Ascomycota, Saccharomycetes, Phaffomycetales, Wickerhamomycetaceae. Gene Ontology annotation, biological process: intracellular signal transduction; protein phosphorylation.
GGGCUACAACAUUCGUGGGAACAGGUUGGUACGUUAGGAAAGGGUACGUUCAGUACCGUUUUCCUGGGCAAAGCAUGUUUUGACGACGAAGACCCAGCUUUGAUGACUGUCGCCAUAAAGGUAAUCAAAUCACCUCAUAACAGAGAUUCAAAGAAGAGACUGGAAAGUGCACUGAAAAGGGAACUGGAGAUAUUGUCAGUGUUAAGGCACCCUUGUACGCCACGCCUGCUGGCAACUGAUUUCAACCCAGACAGGUUUUGUAUCGUGCUACCGUACUGUGAAGGCGGCGACUUGUUCGACUUGGCUGUUACGCACAGGAAACAGCUCUCACCUCUGUUGAUACGCCGCAUUUUUGCAGAAGUGGCAAUUGCAGUGGCGUAUCUCCACAGUAAGAACAUUGUUCAUAGAGAUAUCAAACUAGAGAACGUGCUUGUGAAUUUCCACCUGGACAAGUUACUGGCCAUUGACGUGAUGAGCUUUUCCCGCCCAAUAGUCACACUAACUGAUUUUGGAUUAUCGAGAACGAUAGACCCAGAAGACCCCAUGCUCGUUACACGCUGCGGCUCUGAGGACUACGUUCCUCCAGAGCUCCUCAUUGGACUACCCUAUGAUGGAAGACAAACAGACUCUUGGGCUCUGGGCGUGCUGUUGUACGCGGUGAUGGAGUCCCGCCUACCCUUUGACCCGUUACCAACUGUGAAGUCCAUCAGGGCCAAAUCCCGUGUUGCGCAUAGAAUAGCGAGAAUCGAAUGGGCGUGGUACCACUACGCGGAUGAUAGUGUUGACAAGUGGUCUCAUAACGACUGGGAUCGUGCUAAAGCUCUUGUGGGCAACCUGCUGGUUAGAAGAGAGCAUAGAUUCACUGCGCUUCAGGUCAUCGAUGAUCCGUGG